CUUCAGUCAUCGGUGCUGUACUGCAAGAAUAUCGUUUAUUCUUCAGAAUGAAGUGCUUAAUAUUGUUUGGCGUACUUCUAAUCGUGGCAUCAACCCUAUGCAAAGACAACAGUGUUAGAGCACCAUCCCCUGUAGAUAAGAAGAACGAAAAAGCCAAUCUAGAUAUAAAACUACCACCACCACGCGUAGAUAGUAUUAAUGACGAAAAAAACAACCAAGAUACAAAACUUCCACGACCGAGCAUAGAUAGUAUUACUGGCGAUGCAGAUAUCCUAACUGAACAUAAAACUAAGGAAGAAAUCGUCCACAAUGCUUCGGCCGAGGAUGGGAAGGAAAAGGCAAUUUUAAAGGAUACUCCUCCAAGUACUCCACCAGAACAAAACUCAGCUGAUGAACAAGAAGAACAAGCUGGAAAGAGGAAGAAACGAUUUAGUUUAACUUAUUCGGGAGUUUGGACAGAUGGUAUAAUAUUAUGGGAUUAUGACGCAACUAGCUAUGGUACAGGUUCAGCUGGUCAAAAAAAUGAAAUUCUAGUUUCUAUGAAAUAUUUGGAAGAUAAUAGCUGUGUCAAAUUCCAAGAAUUAAACGGGACUUCUCCCCCGGCUUAUGCUUUAUUUAAGAAAUCUUCGGGCUGUAAUUCUCAUGUUGGAAUGGUGGGAGUUCCAGGCCAGACAAUAUCGUGUUGUUCUAGGGAGGUUUGUGGUCAUGAAUUGUUACAUCUUGCUGGGAUGAGUCACGAACACCAGGCACCAGAUAGAGACAAUUUUAUUAGAGUAAACUGGAAAUACAUUAAACCUAAUGUCUUUCAUAAUUUUUACGAUUAUGACGAAUCUGUUGUCAACACAAUCGAUAUACCUUACCAGACCACCGUUACACUUCAUUAUAAAACAUCGUAUUUUAUGAUUGAUUAUAAGCCAACCAUCCAAAGUCAUUAUCAUGAUGUGGCCGUUAAGAACCAGUUUUACUACGCAUUUUAUGAAUUAAAUAAAAUAUACCAAUGUGCUUCAGCUCCAGAAUGUGCUGACUUUACCACUGAAUGCGUUAAUGAGGGUUAUGUAGCAGUGUAUAAGGGUGUGUGUACUUGUGUUUGUCCAGAUGGAUUAGACCCAGCAACCGGAUGUGCUACAGUUGAAACAGGAUAUAAUACAUACGAAUGGCCGUCUGGAUCGUAUGCGAUGAUUGCUGCUGAAGGUGGAUGUCCUCCAGGCUUUGAACUUGGAUAUCGUACUAGUUGGAGUGAGGGAUACAGCUGGCACCAACAUGCAUCACUAUCAAAACUUGCCGGCACCCAAGAUCUAUCUAAAUUUGAAUAUGAGUUCUGUGUUUCUCAGAAUAGCUUUUCCAGUAGUACUAAUACGUGGAGCCAAGGGAAUUAUUGCAUUCUUCGUGAAGGAGGGAGCUGUCCUGCAGAAUUCAGUGAGGGCUAUGUCCAAUUUGAUGACCAUAUUGCAUCAGCUGAGAGAAAUAACACCGCCAGCGGAGAACUUCCUGACGGUGUGUUUGGUGCCGACACGCGUCUUGAAUUUUGUUGCAGACGCGAUGGUAUUAAACAUAUUGCCCUCGAUCUACCCAAUGAGACACCAUUGGUUUUGUUCCAGAACGAUUUAAGCUAUGUUCAGGAUUCACCCGACACUGUGUGCCAGGAAAUAAAGAAUAUGAAGUCCACAAGAUAUUAUUAUACAUUUGAUAACAAAGCCGGUACUCUAGCUAGGAAAGAUGGAUCUACACCGUAUAUGUAUACCUAUCCCAACGGCAAUUAUUUCCUCUUCUACUUCUGUUAUUACGAACCAGUAGUUAGACCUGAAACUUGUGGAGGAGUUAUUGAACUGUCAGAAACAACUACAACAGUAACAAUAAAUUCUCCAAAUUACCCUUCAAACUAUGACAAUAAUCAACAAUGUUUCUGGUUAAUAAAGGGUCCGGUUGAUAGUAGCCUUCUUCUUAACUUUAACGAUUUUGACCUUGGUUCCACAUGUGGUGAUACCGUCGAGAUUAGACCAUGGACUAUUGCUGCGUCGAAUAGAAGAUUGUGUACAAACGAUGGUAGAACAUGGAGAAGUCAUGACAAUGUCAUGACCGUCAUCUUCAGAUCUAAUGACAACACAGUCAGUGGCGGCUUCAGUGCAACUAUUGACUUAGUUCUAGAUCAAGAGAAUUGUUUUAAGAAAUCAGAUCUAGGACAGUCAUAUCGAGGCUCAGUUAAUCAUACCCGAGAGUUCGAACCCUGUUUACAUUGGUCUCAAGUUAAAAAUUGUCGACAUGCUACUCAAAGUACAAAUGAUGUUAAUGACGGUUUAGAGGCAAAUUAUUGUAGAAAUCCCGGUGAUGGAGAUAGACCUUGGUGUUAUACCUCUCAGGCAGAUUGUGCAAGAGGUUUCUGUGAUGUAUGUGGCGUCGAGAGAGCUUUCGACAGAGAAUCUGCGAGCAGGUGUGCGACAUUGAAAGAUACUGUUACUAAUUUUUGUACUCAAGAUACCCGUGGCUUCAGUCUAUGUCGUGCAACGUGUGCCGACCAACUUCCAGCAAUUACUGUUGCCCCUUCAAUCGGAGACAUAUCUUGUUCUCCACCUACGGCAUUACCCGAUGGAACUACGAAUGAUGCAGCUAAGUCUAGUUAUUCUGUUGGUGACCAGGUUACUUAUACUUGUAACACUAGAUCUACGUCAUCAGUGGCAUUAACCUGUACAACUGACGGUACCUGGGCUGGUCCCGGAUCGGCAUGCAAAGUUUGUGAUGAUGGUUGGCAUGCAUACAAUAGUUUGUGCUAUUUUACUCACGAUACUACUGCAUUAUGGUCUACUGCUAGAGACAACUGUGUUAACGAUGGAGGGGUUUUGAUGAUGCCAAGAUCUAAAGACGAUAUUGAAUUUAUUCGGAAAAUCACACAUAUUGGUCGUGAAUACUGGGUUGGCGCCAGUGAUCUGGCUGUUGAAGGUACAUGGCGAUGGUUAGAUGGAUCAGAAGUAGGCGCACAAGAGCAAAGAUGGGCAGCAGGACAACCUAGAAAUUUGAAUGGAUGGACUGACUGUGCUCUGAUGAGUAACACAAUAGGUGGAAACACAUGGCGAGAUGUCUAUUGUUCGUACUAUCUACAUUACUAUUACGUUUGCCAAAAGGAUAAUAAUAUGAUAAGCCAGCCUUGUGUUGAUGUAGCUACUGACUGUCAAGAACAGUUUACGGCUGAUGGGAGCUUUUGUGAUACAGACAACAGUUAUGCAACUGAAUUCUGUGCUUUGACUUGUAAAAUCUUUAGUUGUACUACAGGGGCCUGUGAAGAGGGAUGGACCCUAGCCGGUAGCAACUGUUAUAAGUAUCAUAGCUACACUAAUGAGAAGAAUUAUAACGAAGCUGCCGGUGUUUGUAAUGAUAAUGGAGCAAUUGUAUCUGGUGUAAGACAGGGAGUCGAAAAAGAUUUGGUCGACUUAUUAAGAGGAUCAGCAACAAUAUGGAUUGGUGCCAAUGAUAUCGGUAACGAGGGAACCUUUACUUGGGCAGACGAGUCAGCAAUUGCUCAAGGCGAUACAAACUGGGCUAGCAGUGAACCAAAUAAUUAUUGGAACUUGGAACACUGUGUUAAAUAUAGUGGAGAAAAUGGAGUAUGGAACGACGUAUAUUGCUACUAUUACAAUAAUCAUCCCUUUGUCUGUUCCAAGCCUGAAAUCAGUUUACGAGUUCCAUGUGAUGUUCCUGCCACACCAGCAAAUACAGCUCUAUUAUCUGAUACCAGUACAUUUGAGAGUGGCUAUAUAUUGCGAUAUAAAUGUAAUACUAAUUAUUGGUUAGAAUCAGGUAACUUAAACAGAGGCUGUUUAUUAUCUGGUCAAGUUGGUGGAUCACCUCCUGUAUGUGUUCUUGGAUCGGAAGCUAAUGUAUUGACAUAUAUAAACGGAGAACAGUUAAAAUACAGAGGUGGUGUCAUUCCAAACUUUGCUAACGGUAUAUUUACUACUAAUCAUGAACAAUUCUAUAUACCAAGAGGUGGAGAGAUUGUUGAAUGGCAGUUAUACAGUAAUAAAGCCGGUCCUAUUGCUCUUCUUGUUUUACGACCCAGUGGAACAAACUACACAUUAGUUGGCUACAACGAAUUCAACACAGAAGGAAAUGGUGAGGAAUUUUUCAGUGUCAGUUCAGCAGAUAGAAUUCAAGUAGAAGCAGACGAUACAAUUGGUUUUUACAUCCCUGGAACUAUUCAAUCUGUAGCAGCUGAUGUACAUUCAGCCGCGAAUAGUCCAAAAUUCCCCGAGCAUAAGUUACGUCGAAGCGUUGACUCGCCAACAUCCACGUCCGCUCUUGUAAAUGGACAAACUUAUCAAUUCGCAAGCGAGGAAAGUUCUGAUGCAGUCAUCGUAUCGUUACGUGCUGUUGUUGGUCCUUCAUCUCUGUAAUAUUUAUGUUGAUGACAAUGUGCAAUAUACCGUAUUAUUUUAAUAAUAUGAGAUCAUUUUAUAUAUAAUUAUAUACAAUUGAUAUCAGUUUGUUUAUAUAUUAAUGAUAAAUAUUGUAUAUUGAUAUAAAGAAAAUAAUAAAUUUAGCAUUGCAAACGA
Messenger RNA from Patella vulgata (common limpet), 4544 nucleotides. RefSeq lists its product as uncharacterized. Bases 48 to 4385 code for a protein of 1445 amino acids. Gene Ontology annotation, molecular function: metalloendopeptidase activity; zinc ion binding. The transcript is spliced from 29 exons. Gene Ontology annotation, biological process: proteolysis. The record is from RefSeq and is a predicted model, not a curated record. Lineage: Eukaryota; Metazoa; Mollusca; Gastropoda; Patellidae.